Molecule: messenger RNA, 825 nt
Organism: Plasmopara halstedii
Lineage: Eukaryota; Oomycota; Peronosporomycetes; Peronosporales; Peronosporaceae
Product: malate cytoplasmic-like
Exons: 3
Coding region: 1-825 (274 amino acids)
Biological process (GO): tricarboxylic acid cycle; malate metabolic process; oxaloacetate metabolic process
Molecular function (GO): L-malate dehydrogenase (NAD+) activity
Source: RefSeq, a predicted model, not a curated record
AUGACUACUUAUAAGAUUGUCGUCUCCGGUGCAGCUGGUCAGAUUGCGUACUCGUUGUUACCUCUCAUUUGCAUUGGCCAGGUGUUUGGACCAAACCAACGAGUUGAGCUGCGUCUUCUCGACAUUCCAUCGGCCCAGAAUGCACUCGAAGGUGUUAAAAUGGAGUUACAGGAUUGCGCUUUUAAUCUAGUAGAUGCUAUCAUCCCUACGUCCGACUUAGAGGUAGCAUUCAAUGAUGUGAAUGUUGCCAUUCUCGUCGGUGGUUUCCCACGACAGCAAGGUGUGCAACGCAAAGAUUUAAUUGAAAAAAACGUUGCUAUCUUCAAGGCUCAAGGUGCCGCGAUUGAGAAAUUUGCCAAUCGCGAUGUCAAAGUGCUAGUUGUUGCGAACCCUGCCAAUACAAAUUGCCUUAUUGCCAUGGAAAAUGCGCCCAGUAUACCACGCAACAAUUUUUCUGCACUCACGCGUCUAGAUCACGAGCGUUUACGCUCGUUUCUCGUAGAAAAAGUCAACGAGACACAGAGCGCAAAAGUGACGUCCAAAGACGUAAAAAAGGUCGUGAUUUGGGGUAAUCACUCAAGCACUCAAGUACCUGAUGUCACUAAUGCUACAGUGAAGGGCGCACCAUUUGAUAAAAUCGUGUCAGACAAGGAAUGGAUUGAAAAAAAACUCGUGAAAGAUGUUCAGGAGCGUGGUGCAGCUAUCAUCAAAGCUCGCAAGCUUUCGAGUGCCAUGUCCGCCGCUGCUGCCAUUGACAAUUUUUCGUUGCGGAGGUCAAGAAGCGACCAUCACUUUGACCCUGGACAAAAGUACGUAGCGGCGUGA